Messenger RNA from Cuscuta epithymum, 1657 nucleotides. Lineage: Eukaryota; Viridiplantae; Streptophyta; Magnoliopsida; Solanales; Convolvulaceae. The record is from the annotation of a GenBank genome assembly.
GGGUACUAUACUAGUUGUUGUAAAACAAUUCCCGUCCAUUCCCAUAAUAACCCUCCUCACGCUUCACCCUCUCCCCUUCUUCACACUCACCCUCUUUAUCUGGCUAGCUUCAAUCUCCCAGCAACUUCAUCGCAGCACCAAAGCAGGUUGUUCUCUUCCUCUCCUCCUCUUCUCGUUUAUUCUUCUUCCCCUUCUCCUCCGUUGUUCUCUCUUCUGUAUUUGCCUCAAUCUUUUUAUUUGUCAAGUGAGCAAUUUUUAAUAUGUAUUAUCAUUAAUUAGAUCUCCAUGGCUUAGCCGGAACCGGUCUGCCGCUGCAGCUGGGUAUUCUCUUGUUUCUGCAGGGUCUCAAUUUGAAUCCUUUGCCUGAUUUUUACGAGCUCCCAUUCAGCGCUGUCAUCCUAUUCUGCAGUUCACCAUUCUCCCACAUCCAUCCUCAGAAUCCUAGAGAGGAAAAAUGGCUGCCUGCUUACCAUUAUCAUCAUCUCUACCAUGCGCACUCUCCUCUGAGUUUUGCAGCAAGGGAAAUGUUGAGAAGCCACAUUCUCUCUCAUGGUCUUCUUCCUUCCCGCAGCUAAAAAUCUCCACGCCUUUAGCUCCAUACCAUUGGAAUUUCUCACCCAAACAGGGCUCGUCGAAGUGUCUUUCUAGAACUCUAACAUGGCCUUUCCAGAGCUCAGUUGUAGCAGCUGCCUACACAAGGAGAUCUCGGAGUGAAGCUGCAAAGAAACCUAAUCGAAAAUCAUGGAAACAAAGGACAGAUAUGUAUAUGAGACCAUUUUUGUUGAAUGUUUUCUUCUCUAACCGGUUUAUCCAGGCAAAAGUAAUGCACCGACCAACCAGCAAGGUCAUCUCAGUGGCUACAACAAAUGCCAAGGACCUUAGGACUACACUGCCCUCACUUUCUGAUGAUAAUGCAGCCAGGGUUAUUGGAAAGUUGAUUGCUGAGCGUUCAAAGGAUGCUGAUGUCUUUGCAAUGUCCUAUGAGCCUAAGAAGAAUGAGAGGAUACAAGGCAGGCUGGGGAUAGUUCUUGAUACCAUUGCAGAAAAUGGUAUUAUCUUUGUUUAGGAUCCAACUUUAAUGGCUUGUUUGGUUACCUCAGAAAGGGUUACUUUUCGGAAAUAAAAAGAUCGUGCUUCAUCGCUUAUUCACCUAAACUAACAGUCUUGCUUUCCAAACAAAUGACUUCAUUUUACCCAACAGUGAUUCCAUUUCCAGAGGUGUGGAAUGGGGGAGGUUUGGAUCAUUGAACAAGUAAGUUUAUUUAUUUUAUCAGAAAGUGGUUCCCAGGGAAAUAACCAAACGUGCUCCAGGGUUUGGUUUCUUAGUCUCCAUUUUUAAAAGAAAAAAUGUUUCUUGUUAUGAAACGAAGUGGUGAAAAUGUAGAACUUCUUCACCACUCUGUAUAUGGGUUAAGUUUGUGGCUUUGUGCAUAUAUAGGGAGAUCUAACUUGUAAGAUGUAAACAGAGUGUUAAGGUUCUUUUUCAUUCUCUGAAUGAUGGUCCUAUGAGAGACUUCUGUACUUGUUAGUUGAAUCUCUGAAAUGUUUGAAAGGUGAAUCAUUGGGUAAACAUUCUAUUAAGCCAAUAAGCAAAUUAACCUUUUUUGUUUAUUAUUCAUAUUUGUUACAUUGUAAUUUCGUUUAUCAUUAAUUCAUU